AAUCGAAAGCCCUGAGCUCUAUUCUCCGGAAGUUUCAGUUUUUGUUUUCGCUCCUUCCAAUCUCCAGCGUCUCCUUCUUGGCCCUUCCAAGAUGAGUACUAUGAAGUUUUGCCGCGAAUGCAACAGCAUUCUGUAUCCUAAGGAGGAGAAGGAGCAGAAGAUUCUCCUCUACGCUUGCCGUAACUGUGACCACCAGGCUGCAGAUAAUAAAUGUGUCUAUAGAAAUGAGAUACAUCAUUCUGUUGGGGAGCGCACUCAAGUGCUGCAGGAUAUAGCUGCAGACCCUACUCUUCCACGUACAAAGUCUGUUCGUUGUACUCAAUGCAACCAUGGAGAAGCUGUUUUUUUCCAGGCGACGGCCAGAGGGGAAGAACGUAUGACACUGUUUUUUGUUUGCUGCAGCCCAAACUGUGGCCACCGGUGA
Molecule: messenger RNA, 424 nt
Organism: Neltuma alba
Lineage: Eukaryota; Viridiplantae; Streptophyta; Magnoliopsida; Fabales; Fabaceae
Product: DNA-directed RNA polymerases II, IV and V subunit 9A-like
Exons: 4
Coding region: 92-424 (110 amino acids)
Biological process (GO): transcription initiation at RNA polymerase II promoter; DNA-templated transcription; maintenance of transcriptional fidelity during transcription elongation by RNA polymerase II
Cellular component (GO): RNA polymerase II, core complex
Molecular function (GO): zinc ion binding; nucleic acid binding; DNA-directed RNA polymerase activity
Source: RefSeq, a predicted model, not a curated record